Messenger RNA from Suillus subalutaceus, 1634 nucleotides. Its product is annotated as methyltransferase domain-containing protein. The coding region runs from base 98 to 1444 and encodes 448 amino acids. NCBI's taxonomy places the organism in Eukaryota, Fungi, Basidiomycota, Agaricomycetes, Boletales, Suillaceae. The transcript has 3 exons. The record is from RefSeq and is a predicted model, not a curated record.
CACUUCAGAGACCUACCAGGCGCCUUGAACAGCUUCCUCACUUGUUGGCUCAUCGUAAUGCUUUGUAUGUCCAGGGAAGGCUCAUCGAUCGUAUGGCAUGUCACCAAAGAAAGAGCACGAGGUCUCCAAGAUGUCAGAAUAUAUCGACCGACUUUUAUGCCCAGGUUUUUCGGAUACACUACAUCAUGUUGUUGAUGUGGGUUCAGGACAAGGAUAUUUGUCUCGUGCGCUUCAAAAUUUGGGUCUCCAUGUGUUAGCUCUUGAUUCCAAUGAGAUCCAGACCUCUGGGGCUGAACGCUGGAAAGCAAAAGAAGCGGCAAGAAGGCAGAAGCAGCUUAAAAGGGGAAAGGACGCCCAGAGCGUGUCCGACUCACACCAUCACUUCGACGAUCCCCUUUUCCAACCACACGUGGCAACCUCUGUGCCUUCGGCUUCCAUUGCCAGCAAAAACAUAAUACACAACCAUGUGGGUUCUCUUACCCACCAGACUAUCUGCAUCGAUCCCCGUACACUUGAAUCGUCAAUUCAUGAUUGGCUUUUCUCCGGUGAAGACAACCAAAUCACUGGUUGCACUAGUAUGAUCGGAGAUUUACUUGUCGAUAGGAUUGAGCGAUGUGCACCUGAGGAGAAGCCGGUCCCUGUGAUGAUGGUUGCCCUUCACGCCUGCGGAUCGCUCACGCCUGAUGUCUUUCGCGCGUUUUUGUCUAAUCACCGUAGACCCUCAGCCCCCGGUGUUCGCACUUGGACGGCGCAGGCACUCGUCGUAGUAGGAUGCUGUUACAACUUGAUGACGCCUGAGGAUUUUCCGUUGUCACGGUCGCUCCGUGAGCGAACCCCAGUAGUAACACUUUCCCUUGCCUCUCGCCACCUGGCUGCGCAGAUACCAUCCCAAUGGCUCCGCAAUGAAACAUCUGCCCGGGAAACAUCUCUGGCAAUACGCAAGGUCGUUUUUCGAGCCCUCCUUCAACCCGUCCUUGAAGUAAUAGGUGCACGAGAAGCCUCCGCGAAUCACACUGCAACCUCUUCAUAUCAUGUCGAAGAUCUCCGCGGCGCAGGUCAGACACCAGAAAAUAGGCGGUUGGGAAAGCUCCCUGAUGCUGCGUACAAAGACUGGGAAACAUUCCUGGAUCGUGCGAUUUCGAAAACUGGCGUCCGACUCGAUCAGAUCGCAACACAGCUUCCCGUUUAUAUUCAUAACAAGCAUAGACGAAGGCAGCUGGAAAGUGCUUUAUCAGUAUUGCACGUGUUAAGGUGUAUCAUGGGACCUCUGAUAGAAUCCCUCAUCCUCCUUGAUAGGCAUGAAUGGAUUCGGGAAGAGUUGGGUCAAAAUAGUAAAGCACAGGCAAUGGACGUUGGCCUGGUAAACCUGUUUGACCAGGCAACGGGAAGUGGAAGGAACGUAGCUAUUGUUAUCAAGCCUCGUGAAUGGCCCAAUAUGAUUUAACAUUGCUUGAGCCAGUCAGGAGACAUCCUCAGUCUUUUCUGUACAUCACAGUUGAACGUAUGUUAUGGAUUGACUCAAUUGACAAGGGGGCCCUGAAAUGGCCAUGAAAAGAUGUCCUUUCCGAUCUUCACUACAAUAGUAUCCACUUCGAACCCUCCGAUGUGGGCGCACGAGACUCUAGCACCAAAUC